GCCACGAUCAAGACGGAGAAGGCGGAUCCUUCAGGGUUUCUCGAAACCCUAGGAGGCACGAAGUCACCGGGGAGGACCUGGAUGCUUAUAUUCACCGCUCAGGGUGAAUUGGAUAAGGGGCGGUAUUUUCCUAUCACUGCGGUUCAACGAUUCGAUGCUGCAGCAAAGAGGAUCGAGAAUGGAGUUUAUCUAGGUCCCAUCGGAUGUCUGACCUUUGAAGGAAAACUUUCUUGGAAAAACAGGAUGUUGGCUUUCAUCUUUGAGUGCGUCCGUAUAAAGAUUGGACCUUUUGGCCCCUUGCAGAUAAAUUUAGGAGGUGAGGAUAGAGAGCCUAGUACCAAGGAUCCAUUCUUCAUUUGGUUUUAUAUAGAUGAGGAAAUUGCUGUGGCUCAAGGCAGAGGUGGAGGUAUUGCCUUUUGGUGCAGAUGUCGCCGUAUCACAUAGACUCAGUUGAUAUCUCAUUGUAUACAGUCCAAAUUCUCAUAAUUUUUAGUUCUGCACAUUCAUUUACUGAUUUCUGCUUAUAUUUGUACAUGAUUGAUUAUGGUUUGGAUUUAUACAUGAGUGGAAUGAGAAACCAUUCUGUGUCUUAUCUGUUUUGCAAUGCACACGUAACAUGCUUAAAGCCAUUUUCGUC
This is a messenger RNA of Asparagus officinalis (garden asparagus), 637 nucleotides long. RefSeq lists its product as uncharacterized. The transcript has 3 exons. Lineage: Eukaryota; Viridiplantae; Streptophyta; Magnoliopsida; Asparagales; Asparagaceae. The record is from RefSeq and is a predicted model, not a curated record. The coding region runs from base 82 to 444 and encodes 120 amino acids.